This is a messenger RNA of Heterostelium album PN500, 1371 nucleotides long. RefSeq lists its product as uncharacterized. Bases 1 to 1371 code for a protein of 456 amino acids. The record is from RefSeq and is a predicted model, not a curated record. The transcript has 3 exons. NCBI's taxonomy places the organism in Eukaryota, Evosea, Eumycetozoa, Acytosteliales, Acytosteliaceae.
AUGGAUUCAAAAAAAGAAAAUAUUAAAGAGAAUGCCUCUGAAAUUAAAGAUAAGGUACAAGAGGGUGCAAAAGAUGCUGCCGAAGAUUUGAAGGAUAUGGGUAGCAAUGUAAAGGAGAGCGUGCAGGAAGGUGCCAAAGAUGUAAAGAGUGAUGUUGAAAACUCUGGUAUCGGUGGAAAGAUCGAGGAGAUUAUGCAUAACUUGCAGGAUAUGGCACAAAAAACAUGGGAUAACACCGUCCAUAUGUUUAGUGGUGCACAAGAGAAUGUCGAAGAGAAGGCAGAGAAGGUCGGUGAGAGUAUGGAAAACGCCAAGAACUCGAUGAAGGAGAAUAUGGAAGCUGGAUACGAGAAGGCCAAGGACAAUGUGAAUGCCGGCAUGGAGAAGACAAAGGAAUCGGUUGCUGCCGCCAACGAGAAGAUGAAGGAGGCUGCCGAGACUCUCAAGAAGAAUAUGGAAGCCGGAUACGAGAAGGCCAAGGACAAUGUGAAUGCCGGUAUCGAGAAGACAAAGGAAGCAUUCUCCAGCACUGGUGAGAAGAUGAAGGAGGGUGCAGAGGAUGCCAAGGAGAAGCUCCAGAAACAAGGUGAAAUUGGCAAGGAGAAACUCGAUGAAGCUGGUCAGAAGAUGAAGGAAGGUGCCGAGAAUCUCAAUGAGAAGAUGAAGGAAGGUGCCCAGAAUGUAAAGAAGAAUCUCGAAGAGGAUGCCGAGAUUGCCAAAAAGAAGAUGGACGAGACCGGUCAGAAGAUGAAGGAAGGUGCCGAGAAUCUCAAUGACAAGAUGAAGGAAGGUGCCCAGAAUGUAAAGAAGAAUCUCGAAGAGGAUGCCCAGAUUGCCAAAAAGAAGCUGGAUGAAGCUGGUCAGAAGACCAAAGAAGGUGCCGAGAAUCUCAAUGACAAGAUGAAGGAAGGUGCCCAGAAUGUAAAGAAGAAUCUCGAAGAGGAUGCCGAGAUUGCCAAGAAGAAGCUAAGUGAAGCCGGUGAGAAGACAAAGGAGUCGUGGGACAACGCAUCGGAGAAGGUUAAGGAAGCAAUGUCCAACACCAACGAAAAGAUGAAGGAAGGCGCUCAGAAUCUAAAGAAAGACAUGGAACAAGGUGCCACCGAUGCCAAGAACAAAGCAGAUCAACUCGGUGAAAAGAUGAAAGAAGGUGGUGAAGCAUUCAAGAAAGACGUCAAAGAUGCAGCUUCCGAUGCCAAAAUGAAAAUGGACGAAGAGAUGCUCAUCUCUAGAGUAAUCAAAUUAAUAACAGUAGAUACAAUCACUAUAGUCUCUGCAAUGCGUGCGGCUUACUUUAGUGGAGUGUUCAAAGAAAUUCUUUAUACCUCAGAUGAAGAUUUAGAAAACCAAAUUUUCUUGAAUUUCUCUUAG